Molecule: messenger RNA, 729 nt
Organism: Lolium rigidum
Lineage: Eukaryota; Viridiplantae; Streptophyta; Magnoliopsida; Poales; Poaceae
Exons: 3
Coding region: 120-542 (140 amino acids)
Source: RefSeq, a predicted model, not a curated record
UGUAUAUAUGAGGCGGCUCUGCGUGUCCCUGUUAUACCUCAGUCGUCCCAACCUAGGAAGAAAAGCUCCAAGGAAGACCGCCAAAUUGCAGCCACCACCAAAUCAGCGCCCAGGGAAAGAUGGCGUCUCCGGCUUACAGCAUCACCAGGAAAGAGAUCGAUGGGUUCUGGAGGAGGAAGGAGACGGAAGAGGAGGAGCGGCGCUUUGCCGCUGAGAAGGAUGCUGCGAGAACCAAGGCCAAGACGCUUAAGGUGGAAGAUUAUAUGCUGUUCGAGCAAAUGAUAAAGGAGAUUCUUGAGGAGGGAAACGAAGGAGACAAGGAAAGGAAGAUGGAGAGAGGAAUCAAGAAGAACAGAUGGACCGAGGCGCGGGUCGGCAUCAAGCACUGGUGGAAAAGAAGCACUUAUGCUUAUCUAAAUGAGCCAGCAGUGACAACAUCAAUGGAUGAGAACGGCAGAAGCAAACACGCCAUCGCGUAUACUCCACAAGAGAGAUGCGUGAAAGUUUGCUCGUUGAUUCCUGCUACGUUUGCCAUAUUCUAAUAAGUAUUCGUUCCAAGGAUAAACAUAUGACCAAAUCAGAAAAUGUGUACUGGUAUAUCCAUCCGUUGUUAUGAUAAGGGUGUAAUAAAUUAUGAUGUGUAUAAGUUUGACCGAGUGUUACUUAUGUAAUUAAGUGGAUAACCUGUUGUUGCUCCGCACUGUACAGAAUGCAGACCAUUUUCACUUC